Phytomonas sp. EM1 is the source of this 1572-nucleotide messenger RNA. NCBI's taxonomy places the organism in Eukaryota, Euglenozoa, Kinetoplastea, Trypanosomatida, Trypanosomatidae. The record is from the annotation of a GenBank genome assembly.
AUGCUUUCCCGCAUUCGAAGUGGCAUUAUGCGCGCUGUGGCGGGUGUGCGCGGGGUCUCCUCGGCGGCCUCGCCCGCGGAGCACAAGGGCCGUGUUGGCCACGUCUCGCAGGUGAUUGGUGCCGUCGUGGACGUGCACUUCGCGGAGGGCGUCCCGCCGGUGCUGACGGCUCUGGACGUCGUCGAGGACCUCGGCCGCGAGGAGCCGCUAACGCUGGAGAUUGUGCAGCAUCUGGACGCGCACACCGGUCGGUGUAUUGCGAUGCAGACGACGGAGCUGCUGAAGCUGCGAUCGAAGGUGGUGUCGACGGGUGGCAACAUCUCGGUGCCAGUAGGGCGUGAAACGCUCGGACGAAUUUUCAACGUGCUGGGCGACGCCAUCGACCAGCGUGGGCCCGUAGGUGAGAAGAUGCGGAUGCCGAUUCACACCGAGGCGCCGAAGCUCGCGGACCAGGCCGCUGAGGAUGCGAUCCUGACGACCGGGAUCAAGGUAAUCGACCUGAUCCUGCCGUACUGCAAGGGUGGGAAGAUCGGGCUGUUUGGUGGUGCUGGCGUGGGCAAGACGGUGAUCAUCAUGGAGCUGAUCAAUAACGUUGCGAAGGGUCAUGGUGGGUUCUCUGUUUUUGCUGGCGUGGGCGAGCGCACGCGCGAGGGCACGGACCUGUACCUGGAGAUGAUGCAGUCCAAGGUGAUCGACCUGAGGGGCGACUCCAAGUGCGUUUUAGUGUACGGGCAGAUGAACGAGCCCCCUGGUGCGCGUGCGCGUGUAGCGCAGUCCGCGCUGACGAUGGCGGAGUACUUUCGUGAUGUGGAGGGGCAGAAUGUGCUUCUGUUCAUCGACAAUAUUUUCCGUUUCACCCAGGCGAACUCUGAGGUGUCGGCGCUGCUUGGGCGCAUCCCUGCGGCCGUCGGCUACCAGCCCACACUGGCGGAGGAUCUUGGUAUGCUGCAAGAGCGCAUCACAUCGACGACGAAGGGAUCGAUCACGUCUGUGCAGGCCGUGUACGUACCGGCGGAUGAUAUCACCGAUCCCGCUCCGGCUACGACCUUCUCCCACCUCGACGCGACGACCGUGCUGGAUCGCACGGUGGCUGAAUCCGGGAUUUACCCCGCGGUGAACCCGCUGGAGUGCGCCUCGCGUAUUAUGGACCCCGAUGUGAUCGACGUCGACCACUACAACGUCGCCCAGGAUAUCGUGCAGAUGCUGACGAAGUACCGCGAGCUGCAGGAUAUCAUUGCGGUGCUUGGUAUUGAUGAGCUGAGCGAGGAGGAUAAGCUUAUCGUGGACCGCGCGCGCAAGGUGAGUAAGUUCCUAUCGCAGCCCUUCCAGGUUGCCGAGGUGUUCACGAGCAUGCCAGGCCACUACGUGCAGCUAGAGGAUACCGUGGAGUCGUUCUCUGGGCUGCUGAUGGGCACGUACGACCAGAUACCGGAGAUGGCGUUUUACAUGGUUGGUGGCAUCAAGUCUGUGCUUGAAAAGGCGAAGGUGAUGGCUGAGGAGGCCGCCGCGUUGGAGAAGCACCGUCGCGUCCGUCGUGCGCAGGCCGCGAAGGAAGAGGAGGCUUCCUCUUGA